This is a messenger RNA of Lentinula edodes (shiitake mushroom), 483 nucleotides long. RefSeq lists its product as uncharacterized. The transcript has 4 exons. Gene Ontology annotation, cellular component: nucleolus. Gene Ontology annotation, biological process: maturation of LSU-rRNA from tricistronic rRNA transcript (SSU-rRNA, 5.8S rRNA, LSU-rRNA). The record is from RefSeq and is a predicted model, not a curated record. Gene Ontology annotation, molecular function: RNA binding. NCBI's taxonomy places the organism in Eukaryota, Fungi, Basidiomycota, Agaricomycetes, Agaricales, Omphalotaceae. The annotation marks the transcript as partial.
ACAGUACAAAAAAGACUAGAGAGAGCCAAAAAACAACUGGCCGUAAACUGGGGAGUCUUGUAUCUAGGACAUCUACCCCAUGGAUUCUACAAGGAUCAGCUCAAGGGAUAUUUUUCUCAGUUUGGGAAUGUAACUCAGCUGCAAAUCUCUAGAAAUAAAAAGACUGGAAGAUCCAAACAUUACAGUUUCUUGGAAUUUGAUUCAUUCUCAGUUGCUGAAAUUGUUGCGGAGACUAUGAAUAAUUACCUAGUCAUGGUACAUAUCCUCCAGUGCAAAGUCAUACCAAAGGACCAGAUUCAUCCGGAGUUAUGGGUAGGCGUGAAUAGGAAAUGGAGAGUUGUACCUAUGCAGCGUGUCGCACGAGUCAAGCAUAACAAAAUCGAACAGGCCAAAGCAACCAAACGUUUGCUCAGGCGACAGAACGAUAAAAAGAGCAAGCUGAAGAAACUCGGCAUAUCAUACAACUUUGAUGCUGUUGCAUAU